UAAUUGAAGAAUCAACUUUUAAAGAAAUAGCUAAAUCUUUAACUUGGAGUAUAAUAAUCGAUAAAAGUACUAUUAUCACAAAUCAUAAAAAUCUUGCUAUAGUCUCUAAAUAUCUUGUUAAUAAUAUACCAUGUCAUAGAUAUCUUGGAAUGAUACAACUUACUUCUGGAACUGCUGAUUUUAUAACUAGUGAAUUGUUACAUUUUUUUAUUUCUAAAAAUAUUUCUACUAAAACAUUAUUUCAUAUGGGAUCUGAUGGAGCAAGUAUAAUGUUAG
This is a messenger RNA of Racocetra persica, 276 nucleotides long. Lineage: Eukaryota; Fungi; Glomeromycota; Glomeromycetes; Diversisporales; Gigasporaceae. The record is from the annotation of a GenBank genome assembly.